ACAUUAGUUGAAUAUUUUUAUUCUACGCAUGUGCUGUGAAUUAGAGUGAGUAUUGAGAGCACAUUCAAAAAGAGGGAUGCAGUGUAUAUAUUAUAGAAGCACGAUUAGUUUGUCACUUGAUUUAUUUCCGCACAUUUGUUAAGAUCGUUCCGGAGUGGUUUUGUGUACUAACAGUGCAAGAAAAUGUUCGAUCAAAAAAUGUUUGCUGCACUCUUUGCUUUUGUGCUUCUAACGGCAUAUGCCGCAGAGGAACUACCAUCUUACAUUCGUGUCUGUGGCCUCAAAGAUCCCAAAUAUAAUGAAUGUAUUCUGCACAGCAUCAUGAUUGCAAAGGAUCAGGCCUGCUUAGGGAUGUCGGAAUUUGACAUUUCUCCGGUCGAGCCAAUAACUAUUGACAAAAUGGUUAUUUUUAACACAGAUAAUCUUAAAUUAAAUCUCGAAGAUUUAAAAAUAAAAGGAUUUUGCAAUCUUGAAGUGAAGUCUGUUAACAUAUCCCCUGAUAAACUUCAUUUCGAUAUUGAUGUCACAUUGAAAAAUAUUGAUGCAGACUCCAAGUUUGACUUCGACAUACGUUUAUUGGUGUCACUUGCUAAUAAGGGAAUGAUUAAGUUUUCUACAG
This is a messenger RNA of Wasmannia auropunctata (little fire ant), 619 nucleotides long. RefSeq lists its product as uncharacterized. The record is from RefSeq and is a predicted model, not a curated record. The annotation marks the transcript as partial. The transcript has 2 exons. NCBI's taxonomy places the organism in Eukaryota, Metazoa, Arthropoda, Insecta, Hymenoptera, Formicidae.